GCAUAGCUUUCGCCCGCCAACUUGCUCGCUACGACUCGUUCGCUCUGGUUGUGCUGGCCGUCUAACAUCUGGGACGACAAUCGGGAUUGUGUUCGAAUCUCGCUCUGAUGUCGUCGUCAAGUGUCUCGCCAUCGCCAACAACCGCAAUCCCCUCCGCUACAGCCACCCCUGCACCCGUAGAGGAAGAAGAGUACUACUCGUCAUGGUCGCUCUUCCUGGUCUGCGGCCUCCUCGUUCUCUCGCUAUGGACGUCCUACUAUCUGCAGAUCAAGAGGAUACGCGCAAUUCACGAAACCCUCGUCGCGAUUAUUGGAGGCAUGAUCGUGGGUUUGGUAGUGCGCCUCGCACCGGGGACUAUGAUUCGGGAAAUGCUGACCUUCAAACACACCCUAUUCUUCAACCUCCUGCUGCCGCCCAUCAUCCUCAACUCAGGCUAUGAACUGAAGCAGGAAAAUUUCUUCCGGAACUUCGGCUCCAUACUGACAUUCGCGUUCCUUGGGACCUUCAUCUCCGCAGUUGGUGUCGGCGUCCUGGUCUACAUCUACUCGUUCCUGGGCCUUGAAAACCUGGAAGUAGGGCUGAUAGAAUGCCUCAUCUUCGGGUCGACACUAUCUGCGACGGACCCAGUUACGAUCCUCGCCAUAUUCAAUCAAUACAAAGUUGACCCAAAGCUGUACACCGUCAUCUUCGGCGAGAGUCUGCUGAACGACGCAGUCAGUAUCGUCAUGUAUGAGACCCUGACGCAAUUCCAUGGCACGGAGAUCUACGUCUCAUCCCUUUUCCACGGCAUCGGCAUCUUCUUGCUGUCGUUCAGUGUCUCGAUGGCGCUUGGCGUCGUCUUCGGCCUCGGAAUGUCGCUCAUCCUGAAGCACUCGUCGCUGAUGCUGUACCCCUCGAUCGAGUCGUGCCUGGUCGCGCUCUCCGCCUACACGUGUUACUUCUUCUCGAACGGCCUGUCCAUGUCCGGCAUUGUGUCGCUGCUGUUCUGCGGAAUCACGCUCAAGCACUAUGCGUACCACACGAUGUCGCGGAGGACGCAACGCGCGACAAAGUACAUCUUCUCGACGCUCGCGCAGCUCUCGGAGAACUUCAUCUUCAUCUACCUCGGGCUGUCGCUCUUCACGAGCCCGCCGUCGUCCGAGAAGGUCACGAACUACGUCAAGCCGAUCUUCAUCACAAUCACGACGGUCGCCGUCGUCUUUACGCGAUACGCAGCGGUGUUCCCGCUGUCGGAGGCGAUCAACCUGUUCCAUCGACACGUCCGUGGGCAGCGCCAAGAGGAGCUCCCGCACUCGUACCAGAUGAUGCUCUUCUGGGCUGGCCUUCGUGGUGCAGUCGGCGUGGCGCUCGCGGCCGGGUUCAAGGGCGACAACGCGCAGACGCUGCGGAUCACCGUUCUCGUCGUCGUGGUGCUUACCGUCGUCGUCUUCGGGGGCACCACAGCUCGGAUGCUCGAGGUGCUGGGAAUCAGGACCGGGGUAGAGGACGACGAAGCCAGCAGUGACGACGAGGAAGACUUCCCGCUCGCUCGGAAUGGUUGGUAUAGCAGGCGCAACUCGCGCUGGAACACCUAUGAGGAGGAAGCCAGCGUCUUUGCGACGCAGCAGGCAGGGGUUGUCCACAGCCCGCGCCUCUACAACCAUCAAAUUCAGAAUACGCCCAUCCCGAACAACAACAUCUUUUCCGCAGCGUCGUCGGACUCGCUCGAUUCGGACGCCGAGGUCCUCCCGCUUGCGACAGCACCGAUGAACGGCCUCUCUUCCCCAGGCGGUCGGCGCAAGCCCCGCGAAGGGCCACCGGUUGCGGGCCCGUCCAAUGGAGUGGUGGCCGAGGAAGGGAAAUGGUUCCAGCAGCUCGACGAGCAGUACCUACUCCCGCUCUUUUCCAACGCAACCGCGAGCCGUGUGUGGCAUGCGCGCAAGGUUCGGCGAACAUCCGGCGUGAGCACGACCUCCGGGACGCGGUUGGGCACGCCUGUCGAGUCCGACGAGGAGGCGGACGACAGACCGGAAGUCGACCUCACCGCCGCGGCGACGCGCGCCGCCAAUGCCGGGGCCGAGCCGGUGCGCAGCCAGUCCGUCGUCGAUAUCGACCAGAGCAGGACGGAGCGUGGGCUGGCGAGCCCGAUGCUUCGACGAGACAGUGAGGGCCAAACCCGCGAUCGGGUGACGUAGAGGGGUUUCAAUUCGUGCGUCGCGCUUGUUCUCCUAUCUUAUUCCUUUGUGUUUUUGUUU
Rhodofomes roseus is the source of this 2234-nucleotide messenger RNA. RefSeq names its product sodium/hydrogen exchanger. The coding region runs from base 108 to 2174 and encodes 688 amino acids. The record is from RefSeq and is a predicted model, not a curated record. NCBI's taxonomy places the organism in Eukaryota, Fungi, Basidiomycota, Agaricomycetes, Polyporales, Fomitopsidaceae. The transcript has 5 exons. Gene Ontology annotation, molecular function: sodium:proton antiporter activity. Gene Ontology annotation, cellular component: fungal-type vacuole membrane; early endosome; late endosome. Gene Ontology annotation, biological process: sodium ion transport; vacuolar acidification; proton transmembrane transport.